Messenger RNA from Orbilia oligospora ATCC 24927, 573 nucleotides. RefSeq lists its product as uncharacterized. The record is from RefSeq and is a predicted model, not a curated record. The transcript has 4 exons. Bases 1 to 573 code for a protein of 190 amino acids. Lineage: Eukaryota; Fungi; Ascomycota; Orbiliomycetes; Orbiliales; Orbiliaceae.
AUGGUCUUCUUUUUCACUUCUAACGUCGUCGACCCCCCGGCGUACAUCUACGUCGGGAAGGAUAAAGUCGAAAACGAAGAACUCAUCAAACACGGCUGGGAUGAAGAUGUCUGGUUUCACGCCGAUAAACUCUCAUCCGCACAUAUCUACCUCCGUCUCAGCGAGGGCAACAAAAAGGAUAACGUCGCCAUAAUCUACACGCCAUGGAGCAACCUAAGAAAAGACGGCAGCAUGGCCGUCGGUCAAGUCUCCUUCAAAGACCCCAAAAAAGUCAAAAGAAUCACCGUCGUUCAACGACAAAACCCCAUCGUCAACCGUCUCAACAAAACUAAACGGGAGGAAUACCCAGAUCUGUACCAACAGAAGGAAGACCACCUGAGAGAGAUCAAGAAGAGGGAACGGAUUGCUCAGCAGAACAGGAAAAAGCAAGAAAAGCAAGUAGAACUGGAACGACAGGAUAUCAAGUUCCAGAAGGAUCAUGCCUACGAUGCAUGGAACGAUGACAGCGCUGUGGCUGGCAGUAGUAACCAGCACGGCCAGAGCUACGAGGAUUUUGAGGACGAUUUUAUGUAA